Suillus subaureus is the source of this 1077-nucleotide messenger RNA. RefSeq lists its product as uncharacterized. The record is from RefSeq and is a predicted model, not a curated record. NCBI's taxonomy places the organism in Eukaryota, Fungi, Basidiomycota, Agaricomycetes, Boletales, Suillaceae. Bases 439 to 1077 code for a protein of 212 amino acids. The transcript has 2 exons.
UCCACGAAAUUCGUCGGUAACUUCAGCCAAUUGAUGGUUGAUUACGCAAGCUUAUUAAAGCACGAAUAACCUCGGUGGCUAUUGUGUCCGGUUGGUCCUACACGUCAUGCUGUGGCACUGGCAGGUCUUAUCAAUAUUGUCAGUGGAGUAGGAGAAGCAGCAACUCCAGCUGGCGGCUCAUUCCCAGUGAAAAUAGGACCUACUGGGAUGUACCACAAACGACCAAAAUACUAUUUCUAUUUUUGUCAUAGACCCAAAUAUACCGAGAUCUUAGUUUCAGUACACAUUACAUUAGCUUACACGCAACCUUGCACUUUCCGACACAUUGAAUGUCCAAACCACUGCAAUACAAUAUGAGAUCUUCGCACUUUUCAUGUCCUUGCGAGCUUGCGAGUUUGAUGUCCUUGCAAUUCUCUCCCUCGCGUGUGCAAUCAGCCAAUGCCAGAUCAAACUACCUGGUGGUGCAUAUGUAGCAAGUACUGCGCCAGCACAAAAACCGCUCUCCAUUCGCGGCCUACAUGGUACCGACACCUUCGCGAAGCUGCCAAUGCAGGACUCUCUGAUAAUUUUCAGGUUACUGUAUCUACUAGUGGGCAGUAUAAUAUGCCUGGCACUUCCAAACGUCCUAGUAAUGAGCUAGACAGUGCUGAACGUGCUUCGCCAUCAAAACACCAACAUACUCAGACAUAUGAGCAUCCCAGCUCUCCCCUGCACGAGCCCCCACCACACAAGGAGCCACUGCUGCACGAGCCUCCACCACAUGAGCCUCUACCUCACGAGGAGCCACUGCUGCAUGAGCCUCCACUGCAUGAGGAGCCACCACACGAGCCUCCACCGCACGAGCCCCCACCUCAUGAGGAGCCACCACAUGAGCCUCCAUCUCAUGGGGACCAACCACAGGAACACCCCAAACGAUCCCCUCUUGCGGACCUUGAUUUAGAUGCACUUGCAGCAUCUGCUUGGCUUGACAAUCUCAAGCGUGACAUCUCUUUUAUUCAGGCUCUCCGAAACGCUACACUUGACGAUGGUACAGGACUCAAAGGCGAGAAACUCGAACGACUCUGCAAUCCACCAUGA